AUGUCGACCCUUGAAGACUGGAUACGACGUUCAUGGCAGGUGGACGGAGAUAUGGACAUAAUGUUGCCAGGAAACAACUACUUGAUAUUCUUUUCUUGCAUGUCUGAUCGUGAUCGAGUUUUUGAGGGGGGCCCUUAUUUUUAUAAUCAUGUGGGGUUGUUUGUGAAACCUUGGUAUUCAGGGUUUAACUCUACGGAGGAUCUUCCAUCUAGGGUUCCCGUCUGGAUUCGCCUGCCCAGACUUCCUUUAGAGUUUUGGAGAGAAGACAUUCUGCGCCAGAUAACUGCCUUACUUGGGAAGCCUACUACAAUCGCACACCAGUCCCUAGACAAAAAGGUUAUUUCUUAUGCCCGUAUUUGUGUUGAAAUUGAUUUGAAUAACCCACUGCCGAAUUCCUUGGAAAUUUGCCUUGGUUCUUCUUCUUGGAUUCAGCAGUUAGAUUAUGAGUCCUUACCUUUUCACUGUCGAGUUUGCCAUGAGUAUGGACAUUUGCAGUGGCAAUGCCCUAGGGUUUUUAAGGGGAAUAGUGGUAGUUCCGAUGCGUCUGGCUCUUCUUCAGGUCUAAAGAUGGACAACACAUGCAAGGGGAAAGCCCCGACUGAUGAUGUAGGUAAGGAGAAAGUCAAGAUGGAUAAUGUUAGUAAAGGGCAAGCCCCGAUCAACGCACCAACCCCUGAUAAUGAUGGCUUGACUCUUGUUCGCGGCCGACCUAAGAAAAGAGGACAAAAGAGACCCUUUUUAGAUCGUGUUGACAUGUCCAAAGUCGCAUCGCUGCAAACUCCAUCCGGCCAAUGCAAAAUAGAAUGUACUUAUUGA
Messenger RNA from Cryptomeria japonica (Japanese cedar), 816 nucleotides. RefSeq lists its product as uncharacterized. Gene Ontology annotation, molecular function: zinc ion binding; nucleic acid binding. Lineage: Eukaryota; Viridiplantae; Streptophyta; Pinopsida; Cupressales; Cupressaceae. Bases 1 to 816 code for a protein of 271 amino acids. The transcript has a single exon. The record is from RefSeq and is a predicted model, not a curated record.